CAGGUGCGGCCCCGACUGAGUGGCUUAUUGGGAGCUUGGGAGGAGCCCAGAAGAGACCGCCAACAGUGAAAAUGUCAGCGCCAGAGGAUCUGGGAGAUGAUGCUCACGGCGACGCCGACCGCGGCGACCUUUCCGGGGACCUCCGUAGUGUGCUGGUCACGAGCGUGCUCAACCUCGAGCCGCUAGAUGAAGAUCUCUACAGAGGAAGGCAUUACUGGGUACCUACCUCCCAGCGGCUGUUUGGGGGUCAGAUUGUGGGCCAGGCCCUGGUGGCUGCAGCCAAGUCUGUGAGUGACGACGCCCAUGUCCACUCCCUUCACUGCUACUUUGUCCGGGCAGGGGACCCGAAGGUGCCAGUGCUGUACCACGUGGAGAGGACACGGACAGGAGCCAGCUUCUCAGUGCGCGCUGUGAAGGCCGUGCAGCACGGGAAGGCCAUCUUCAUCUGCCAGGCCUCCUUCCAGCACAAGCAGCCCAGCCCGAUGCAGCACCAGUUCUCCAUGCCCAUGGUGCCCCCGCCAGAGGACCUGCUGGACCAUGAGGCUCUCAUCGACCAGUAUUUAAGGGAUCCUAACCUUCAUGAGAAAUAUCGAGUGGGGCUGAACCGUAUUGCUGCCCGGGAUGUACCUAUUGAGAUCAAGCUGGUGAACCCACCCACCCUGAACCAGCUGCAGACAUUGGAGCCCAAACAGAUGUUCUGGGUGCGAGCCCGGGGCUAUAUUGGGGAAGGUGACAUCAAGCUGCAUUGCUGUGUGGCUGCUUAUAUCUCUGACUAUGCCUUCCUGGGUACGGCACUGCUGCCCCACCAGUCCAAGUAUAAGGUGAACUUCAUGGUCUCACUAGACCACUCCAUGUGGUUCCACGCCCCUUUCCGAGCCGACCACUGGAUGCUCUACGAGUGUGAGAGCCCCUGGGCUGGUGGCUCUCGAGGGCUAGUGCAUGGGCGGCUGUGGCGUCGGGACGGGGUCCUUGCUGUGACCUGUGCUCAGGAGGGUGUGAUCCGACUGAAGCCUCGGGUAUCAGAGAGUAAGCUAUAGUCAGAGAUAGCCACCUCGGCCUGGGGCUAAAAGGACUCUUUGCACUGCCAUUCCUGAGGCAGGAAUCACAGCUGAGAGCUGGUCUUCCUGACCCUUACAUCCAAUAAAGAGAUUGCUAACA
Messenger RNA from Mastomys coucha (southern multimammate mouse), 1158 nucleotides. It is a transcript of the gene Acot8, whose product is annotated as acyl-CoA thioesterase 8. Bases 72 to 1037 code for a protein of 321 amino acids. NCBI's taxonomy places the organism in Eukaryota, Metazoa, Chordata, Mammalia, Rodentia, Muridae. The record is from RefSeq and is a predicted model, not a curated record. Gene Ontology annotation, molecular function: fatty acyl-CoA hydrolase activity. The transcript has 7 exons. Gene Ontology annotation, cellular component: peroxisomal matrix. Gene Ontology annotation, biological process: fatty acid catabolic process; acyl-CoA metabolic process.